Molecule: messenger RNA, 2113 nt
Organism: Rotaria sordida
Lineage: Eukaryota; Metazoa; Rotifera; Eurotatoria; Philodinida; Philodinidae
Source: the annotation of a GenBank genome assembly
UGGAUUAGUAGAAAAUGUUCAAGGAAAUAUAUUUCGUACAAGAGUUUAUCCAAUACAACCUGGUGGCAAACGAAUAGUACGUGUUAUUUAUCAAGAUCUAGCACAAAUUGAAAAUGAUUAUUUUCUCUUUCAUAUUCCUAUCUACUUUACUAAUAUUCUUGAAAAUUUGGAUAUUUCAUUGAUUUGUGCACAUACAUCAAAUCAUCGUCAGCCAGAAUUUCUUCCAAAUAUUAAAUUUAAUCAACCUUUCAUCAAUUCAAAUGGUAAAUAUUGUUCUGAACUUCAUCUUGUCAAUGUUGAACCAUUACAAGAUGAACAAUCUAUUACAUAUAUGUUAAGAACUUUAGUAGAAGAAGAAGUCAUGUAUGAUGUAGAAAUUGAUCCUGAUGAUCAUAAUCAAGCCUAUUUUGCUCUAUGUUAUAUGCCACCAUUUCCACAAUACAAUAAAAUCAUAGCUACGAAUCAACAAACAAUGUCUAUUUGUAUAUUAUGGGAUGCUAGUUUAAGUCGAGCAAAUAUUGAAAAUCGUAAUUAUGAAAUAAAUAUACUCAAAAAUAUAUUAGAUAUUUGGCAAUCAAAUAAUAUUAAUGUAAAUAUAACUGUAAUUAUAUUUCGAAAUAUAAUUGAAGAACCAAAUAUAUUUCAAAUACAUGAUAAAAAUUAUUGGUCAAAACUUAAUCAAUUAUUAACUAAUCUAUCCUAUGAUGGUGCAACAAAUUUAUUUCAAUUAUCUACAAUUUCAACUAGUAUACCAAAUAUUACACAUUAUUUUUUAUUUAGUGAUUGUCUUUCAACAAUAAGCAAUGAUGAUCCAACAUUGUUGAAUCAAUUGACAACUAAACCAAUAUGGAUAUUUAAUGCAAAUAGUGCACAUGAACCAACAAAUUUUUCAUUGAUUAACUAUUUAACUAAUACUAGUGGUGGUAAUUAUAUUUCACGUGAUAAAAUUAUAGCUCAAAAUAGUGCAAAAAUUAUUAUUGAAUUGAUUGAUAAACCACAAUCUAGAUAUAUUAAUACAGAUAUUAUCAAUGAUACCAAUAUUCAUGAUAUUUAUCCAAGUCAUUCGAUUAUUUUAACAUCAAAUUCAGAAAGAUUUAUACUCGUUGGAAAAAUGUCAUCAGCAAUUUCAGCUAAAAUUUCUAUUAAUUUUUCUAAUUCAAAUCAAAUACAUCGUAAAGAAUUAAUAAUAGAUAAAACAAAUUUGACAUUUGAAAAUUAUGGAUUAUUACGUCGUUUAUAUGCAAAACAAAUGUUAAGUGAAUUAAUAGCAUUUCCAGAAAAAAAUAAACAACAUAUUUUAGAAAUUGGUAUGAAAUAUUCUAUUGUCAAUGAUUUUACAUCUAUACUUGUCUUAGAAACAUUACAACAACAUAUUCAAUAUAAUAUAUGUCCACAUCCAUCACGUAAAACAUUAUACAAUGAUUAUAUAAAAUAUCAACAAAAUAAAACACAACAAGAAUCAAUAAGAAGUCAAACUAAAUUAACAGCUAUUUUAAAUCUAUGGCAAGCGCGUUGCACAUGGUACGAUAAAAAGAUAACAGACGAAGAUCGUACAAAUGCAUUCAAAAGGAAAACUUCUAAUCCACAUGAUGUGGAUGUACAUUUGAUGUCAAGAUCUCAAAAUCGACUAAAUUUUAGAAUGUCUUCGAGGUCUUUUCGAACAGUUGACGAGUCUGCAACUAUAAGUUUGCGGAGUGAACCAGGGAUAUUAUUACGGUUAGAAUCACAGUACUCCGCAUUGAGCAAUAAUGUAGAACUGACUUUCAAUGAUAAAGAACACGGGGAAUGUUUGGACGAUGAUAGAUCUACUAUUGUUCAUCAUAGAAAUACUGCUGCUUAUGGCCAUUCAAUUACUCUUCAAAAUUGGGAUCCACAAACACCUUACAUAGACAAAAUUAAAUCAACUACUAAUUUACAAAAAGCUUAUCAAAUUUAUUUAGAUGAACGUCAAUCAUAUUUAAAAUCACCAUCAUUCUAUUUUGAUAUAGCAUCUUAUUUUUUUUCAAAAGCUCGUUCAUCAAUAUCGAAAUCAUCAUCAUCAUCAAUUGAUAUAUUUAAUAAACAUCAUUCAAUUUCUAUUUUUGGUAUUAAAAUAUUUUCACAUGAUACUCAU